Triplophysa dalaica is the source of this 3141-nucleotide messenger RNA. Its product is annotated as transmembrane protein 100. The transcript has a single exon. Gene Ontology annotation, biological process: cellular response to BMP stimulus. NCBI's taxonomy places the organism in Eukaryota, Metazoa, Chordata, Actinopteri, Cypriniformes, Nemacheilidae. Bases 483 to 869 code for a protein of 128 amino acids. The record is from RefSeq and is a predicted model, not a curated record.
AUCCUCUCCGGGAUGUUUCCACUUCCUUUAGCGAGCGAAAUGAAAAGCGAGAGAGCCUGAGAAUGAAGAAUGAAGUCAAAGUGGGUGGAUUUUCGUGAAAGUGCUAGCGAACGGUUAGCUCUACCCAUCCUCCUUCCUGUUUGCUCUCCGCUAGCCCAGUCUCUUUCUACGGCAUUUGACGUCAGAUCGCAGCUGUGGCCAAUCGCAAGCACCGGGCAGCCCCCUCUGCUGCUUGACUCCACCCCUCCUUCUGCUGACAUAUAUAGCAGCGUUCCUUCUGUCUGCUCGAGUGUUGAGCGUGCUGCUCUGGAGGCAGAGCGCAGUUGCGCACGAGAACCCCAGAGAGGUUGUGAGUGAAUCACCACCGCCAGAACUCAUCCUGCGUUUCUUUCGUUUUCUCCUAGAAUUCCUAUUGAGCUCAGCGCUGAUCCCUGAGAACCAGCAGCACUGCCCGGCUGUCGUCCCACUGCCCUGCUUUCAAGAUGGGCUGCACCACUGGACGCUUCACGUGCCAACCGCAGACGAUGGCAGCCCCUAUCCCGGAGGGCCAAACGCAGGAGGGAGGACCCAAAGUCCCCGAGGUGCUGUCCUCUUUGGAGAAGCUCUCGCAAGCCACCGGUGGGAUGGAGAAGUCCUGGUACCGCUGCAUCUUUCCCUUCGGAAUCAUCUCUCUGGUGAUCGGAGUGGCCGGGACCGGGGUGACGUACACGUACAACGAUCUCCCUCAGACGAAAGUGGUGUCCAUGAUCCUGCUGAUCGUGGGGCUGGUCCUGGUGAUGAUGGCCACCGCGUGCUGGACGGCCCAUAAGAAGAAGCGCAGGAAAAAGAAAGAAGCCGGUUCCUUCAGCUCAGAACAGUGUCCCCUGUGAGCGAAUGAGCCAAGGCGGCGGAAAGAGACGCUUAGGGUUCGCCGGCUGUUUUCUUUUUCUUUUUACCAGGAUCUUCGCCCACUUGGGGAGAAUCCCGCGGAAAAUACUGGACGAGAGGGUUCACUGGAGUCACGCAUGCAGUUUGCCGUUGCUCGGCAGGUGUCUGGUAUCAAAACAAGCCCGGCGAGCGCACACACACGCAGGACAUUUAACACUUCCAGGUCCCUUGCUGCGGAGCCAGUCCUGCCGUCAACACGGCAGUCGGUCUGGCGCAUUCUUGCUGCCGCACCAUGUGAUGCCUCGGCCAAGAGAAGAAGCGGUCCAGAGGCGGCAACCGGACACCGUGGCGAAAGAGGAGUUCACCUUCGUCACCGUCGCACGUCAUUCGCCCGUCCUGUGACACUGGAGCAAUGUGUGAGCUUUUUUACGCAACGGGAGAGUGGAACUUGAACCCCUGUCUGCUAGCUAGAACCGGCAGCUGCGGAUCAAGAUAUGAGGAGGGCACGGACACGGAGAGGUCGAGAAUGCGUCCGUCUGCGUGCAUGCGUGCGUGUGUGUGUGUGUGUGUAGAUGCAGGAAUAUGAAUUAGAGAGACAGGACACCUGCUCGCCCUCUUUCGCUGUCAGACCUUUGUCAAUCGUAGCCUCUAAUGAUUUAGUGCAGGGGGCACCACCUGAUAUUAAAGACACAGAGAUACGUUCUUGGGAACUUUACAUGGUGAACAGUCUGUGGAAGAAGUUUUCCUUUGUGUGUCUGUGUGCGUGAGAGUCGAGCUGGCAAAUCCAGGGACCUCAUAUACAGUAGUUGGGAGUUCUGAGAGUAAGACAGAUAGGUCUUUUGUUCUAAACAGAAAAUUAAUUUCCUCUCAGACAGAUGAGCGGGGUUUCUAGGGUACACAAGACCGCUUGUCGAGAUUUUUUUCUCGUUCCAGUGCCUUCGCCAAUUAUAGGACUUUGCAUGGUACGGUACUUUAGAUCGGUUUUGCUCCUCUCUCUCUUUCUUCGUCUCAUCCAGUGCCAGUUUAAAGCUCCAACUCAGCUAUUUUACCAGAGAAAACUCCUCUUCUCUCUAAAACACACACAUGAAUAUGUCAUCGCUUUGACCCCGGUCACACUGGGAGGAGGUCGCAUCCUCCCUCAUACUGGGAAUAUCGCUCAUUUACAGUGCCUUGCUUUGGGAAGUGUUUGUUAUGGCUACGGUUGGCGUGUUUGAAAAAAAUGACCCUCUGGACUCUCCCUGUUUCAGAUUUGUGGGUGUUAUAUCCCCGUUUAAUAUUCAUUCUUGCCUUCAAAUAGCCUUCUUUGUUUUGUGAGAACACAUGAUAGUAAUCACACAAAACAAGGGUUUAUGUCGACGGGUUUUUCACUGAAUGCUUAUUGAUCGAGAUUUUGUGACCGUGGUAAAGAGGCUAUUUAAAAAUAGACAGCGAGGGAGAUGGUGAGAAGGACUGCAGACUGAAUGACAGAGAUAACAACCCCAACUACUUGAAAAGAGCCUGUUUUCGAGGCUGUUAGCGUGGACGUGUCUGAACCAUAUGGGAAUUUUUAUUGGUAGAUGUCGGUGGUUUAUAGUAUAAAAUAAUUUGAGUUUCUGUCUAUGUUUUGUAUCAAGUUUGUGUCUUAAAAUCGUGAAGUGUUUAAUUAGAAAUCUAUUAUUGAUGUAAAGCAAGAGUAGAAAUGAUCUUAUAAAACGUCAUUUCUGGUGCUUGAUUCUGAUUGGGCGAGCUGAGCUCUAAGUAAGGUAUAAUGUACAGGCAGCCGGUUGUUAUCGCAGAAAUAAGCCCCGACAGUGUGAUGAGGUAUCAGCCGGCUGCUUGUACAGUAUCCCGCUUAUUACACGGCUACUUGCCACAUGAGUAAAAAACUGGACAUGAAAUGUGAAUUUGAAAAUAUUUUUUUGCUAUUUUUUUCCGAAUGCAGACCUACCGCAAGAAAAAGGCGUUUACUUUCGGUUUUAAGGUAAGAAACGACUUUCAAAUGUCACAAACAGGCAUUUGGUUUAAUCAUUUGUAAAUUUCAUGUGUUAUUAAAAGACAGAUUUAGAUUUAAUUAGUCAAAAAAACCUAUCAAUAGGAUUUUUGAGUGGUUGUUAUCUGGGAAUAACGAAUCCGCAAAUGUCACGACUGGCCAAUCAGAAUCAAGCAUUCCAACCCCCAUUUAUAACUGCUGACAACAUUACAUAGCCUAAAUAUCACUUUGUUUUAUGAAACCUUGCUACGCGUAUGGCAUAACCGUUUUAUUAAAGCAAUAAGCCCCACGAGGCAGUGGGUUAC